GCGUGGGGAGCCUGUGACGCUCAGGCUUGUCUCCACGCUUCCGCCUACAGAGUCACGACUGGGGACCGCGACGGAGGCGCCUCGAGCGCACGCCAACCCCUGCCUGACCACUCGAGCGGGCGGGCAGGCGCGCACGUACGCACGCACGCACACUUCGGCCCCGCGCCCCUCGUUCUUCGGCUACCAGGAGCGCGAUCACAUGGGCCCAUCGCGCGGCGGCCGGCGCGGGAAGCCGCGCGAGAGCGGGCAGCGGGGUGCGUGUGCCGGCGCCGCCGCGUGACGUACACGGCGCGGGAGCCGCCCCUCCCGCACGGAGGAGCCGGCUGGCCGCCGCGGCGGCGUCUGGAUGAGGACACCAGGCCUAAAGAGCGUGUAGCUUGAUGAGGUCCCACACUUGGGUAACUGGCCUCCAGGGCUCCAGACGCCUUGGUCCUUGCACUCUCCACCACAUCAGGAGUCCAGUGCCGGUUUAACCCGCUCACAGAGAGCCACAAUGGACACAGCCAGCCAUAGCCUUGUCCUCCUGCAGCAGCUGAACAUGCAACGAGAAUUUGGUUUUCUGUGUGAUUGCACUGUUGCUAUUGGAGAUGUUUACUUCAAAGCCCACAGAGCAGUGCUUGCUGCUUUUUCUAACUAUUUCAAGAUGAUAUUUAUUCACCAAACAAGUGAAUGCAUAAAAAUACAACCAACUGACAUCCAGCCUGACAUAUUCAGCUAUUUGUUGCACAUCAUGUACACGGGGAAAGGGCCAAAACAGAUUGUGGAUCACAGUCGUUUGGAGGAAGGGAUUCGAUUUCUUCAUGCCGACUACCUUUCUCAUAUUGCGACCGAAAUGAAUCAAGUGUUCUCACCAGAGACUGUGCAGUCCUCAAAUUUAUAUGGCAUUCAGAUCUCAACGACCCAAAAAACAGCUGUCAAACAAGGGCUGGAGGUCAAAGAAGCUCCUUCCAAUAACAGUGGAAACAGAGCUGCUGUCCAGGGUGACCACCCCCAGUUGCAGCUCUCUCUUGCUAUUGGGCUGGAUGAUGGCACUGCAGACCAGCAGAGGGCCCACCCUGCCGCCCAGGCCUUGGAGGAGCACCAGAAGCCCCCAGUGUCCAUCAAGCAGGAGAGAUGUGACCCAGAAUCUGUGAUUUCUCAGAGCCAUCCCUCACUCUCGUCAGAGGUGACAGGCCCCACUUUCACAGAAAGCAGUAUCAAAAUACACUUAUGCCAUUACUGUGGUGAACGUUUUGAUUCCCGUAGUAAUCUAAGGCAACAUCUCCACACCCAUGUGUCUGGAUCCCUCCCAUUUGGUGUCCCUGCUUCCAUUCUGGAAAGUAAUGACCUUGGUGAAGUGCAUCCACUUAAUGAAACUAGCGAGGCUCUUGAAUGCCGCAGGCUCAGCUCCUUCAUUGUCAAGGAGAACGAGCAGCAGCCUGACCACUCGAACCGGGGUACCACAGAGCCUUUGCAGAUCAGUCAAGUGUCUUUGAUCUCCAAAGACACAGAGCCAGUAGAAUUAAACUGUAAUUUUUCUUUUUCAAGGAAAAGAAAAAUCACCUGUACCAUCUGUGGUCAUAAAUUUCUCCGAAAGAGCCAAUUGCUGGAACACAUGUACACACACAAAGCAGUGUCUCCCAAAUGUGUCGUCCUAGUGUGAGAUAGAAAGCCCAACGCACAAAGAUAGAAUAUUAUUUUGGAGUUGUCAAGUGGCACUCUUCUUGUUAUAAUUAAAAAUCAAGCCACUGAUCCUGCUAUGACCUCAAAGAGAAACCCUCAAGUCCUUCAGCAAACCAAAUGCCAGGCUGCACUAUCGUCUCCAGACUGAUGGCCGCAACGAGACGCAGCAGGCGGCGCUUCCACCUUCAUCCUGCAGGGCCGGUGCUGGGGAGGCUGAGGAGGCAGCGCCUUUCCUGCUCAGUUCUCACUUCACAAGACCCAAAGGAGGAACACGGCUUGUCUGCUUUUUAAUUUUGUUUUAACGUGUCUUUCAUAGAUGCCAUAUUAUUUUUGCUUCAGCAACAAUUAUUACAACAUCAGGAAUUAAACUACAUUAGGAAUCAGUACCCUUUAACUUGGGCCAAGACAUUUCUGUACAUAAUCUUGAUGGUUUUAUAAUCACUGUUCUUACUGGUCCAAUUUGGCCCUCUAAAACUGAACUUGUAAUGCUUACGGAUUAUAAUUCCACUUGCUUCUUUUCUAAAGACUUGGCUUUGUCAAAUAUAUCUACUUAGAUGCAAAUUGGUAAGUUUUAUAAGUGAAAACUCAGUAUAUUUUUAUCUGUAACAAUGUCCUGUAUAAUGAAUACACACAUGUUCCAAAUCAAAUCCAGACAGGAAAAGAGUUUAAGCUGAAUUUCUACAAUUUAACUAUAAAAAAUGUCAGAGAAUAGGAUGAGUCACCUCUGUAACAAAAAACAUCUAUACUUUAGAAAACCUAAUUCUGACAUCUGAGUGCCAAUCAAUACUCCCCAGAACAAACUACAGGGAUCUGAUGUCAGUCUCUCUUCUCAAAUUCUGUAAGAGAGAAGCAAUUCCUGGGUGUGGGGAAAAGUAGGGAACGGGAAGGAACUGGUUCCCAAACCUAGCAGAAAAGCCUGAAGAUGACAUUAUAAAGGACAUGUGCCCAUCGAUGCAGACAUGCAUGUGCAUGUCGGAAGAAAACUCGAACGAUGAUCCCCCAAACAGUGAUUAAUAGGAUUUUCAACAUUUUUACUCUUUCCCAAAGAAAACUUUCCCCCUACACAUUGGUCAUGUUGACAAUCAGAAAAUUUUAAAAAAUGAAAAGGUUAUGUGUACAUACACAUAGGAACUUGGAUAUAAAACUCUGAAAGAAGCCACCAUGCCUUGAAUUAAUACAUAAAACACUCAAAUCCUCUGAGCCCUGUUCAGACCUCAACAGCAAUUAGAAGGCAUUAAAAAUAGUGAUUGUUACACCGUCUCAAUUAAGUAUGGAAAUGUCUUGGUCCAAGUUGGCUUCUGAUGCAAGAGUUUGUUCUGGACAAGAAAGUCUUGGGCUGGGCAGGCUGUGUUUCCUUCAAGCUACAGGCACAUUCUCAUGGCCUGACCACUUUCAGCUUUGCUUCCAUCUCCACGGUCACCCCUCUGCACACACACAUCAAAGGUGACGAUACAGACUAUAGCUACUGCCCUUCCAGCUGGCAGCUGCUGACAACUUCUCCAGAAAGAACAACACAAGUGUUUCUGCAGUAGUCAAGGUGCUGGUAAAUGGCUUAACAUUCCUAUUAAAAGGGAAUUUCUACAAAUCCCAAGGACUGAUGAUCAUAACAGGCUAAACCUCCUGCUCUCUGGAGGGGCUGAGGGGCACCGGUCUGCAGGCACCUGUCUGACCACCGUUGGUAUGUGAUGAUACCGCCCCUCACUGAGGGCUGACAGGAGCAGGGCUCGCAUCUUCAUAAGCUGCCCUAGGCCAACACCAGCAGGGAUGAAAACUGGAUUCGGCAUUCAUCUUACGUACUCUUGACUCUAUAAUGCCACCUCCUACCACUUCCUACUGUACUGAAAGAAUAACCUAGCUCCAAAAGCAGAUCUAUUGGUUCCCUUUCCACUGUGUACUGGCUGAGUUUAAUAUUUCAAUCUUGGAUUGCAGGUAAGUACAAUCUGCAGCUGUGGGACAGUGGGCGGGCCUCAGGGGGAAGCUGGGCACAGGAUCAAUGUUAACCCUAGGACAAAACUGUCCAAACUGCGAUUGUGGCCCAGAAGCACUGAUCUACCUCCCUACUGCCAACUGUCCUCCUUUAAUAUGCACAAAAUCUCUAAGAUAAGAAAGUGUCUGAUUAUGAAUUCAUCCUGAAGUGUAAAUAAGCAACCUCCCCCUUCGGAUCUGCAGGGUUCAUUUGCAUUUUAAGGGGGAAGUCGUUCACUCAAAAACAAUGAAUUUCCUGAAUUUCGAGCAAGAGCUCUGGGCCUGUCAAGAUGAGGGAGGUGCAGAGCCUCCGUGCCGGCUCCCAGGGCUGCUGGGAGGACGAGCUCAUCUGUGAAAGGUACCCCAUAAACGUUACACAGAAGCACCACCACAGCCUAUCAACCCGUCACCACAGCCCAUCCUGGAUCCAGGCAAGGUCACAGUGCCCCUGGGAAACAGAAUUGUUAUUCUGUACAAGCAGUCAUGGCAUCAUCCUUGAAGUGACACCAAGAUGGUCCACAGCAGACGAUUAAUCAUCCAGGCCUGACGCCAGCUUUCUCCUCAGCAAUGAACUCUGCUCAGCUGGCACUUGCUGAUGCCUUCAGUAAUCAAUUUAGGACGAGAAGCCCAGAGGAAUAAAUGCCCUCUCUGCC
Messenger RNA from Equus quagga, 4280 nucleotides. Its product is annotated as zinc finger and BTB domain-containing protein 25. Gene Ontology annotation, cellular component: nucleus. Bases 494 to 1642 code for a protein of 382 amino acids. Gene Ontology annotation, molecular function: protein binding; RNA polymerase II cis-regulatory region sequence-specific DNA binding; DNA-binding transcription factor activity, RNA polymerase II-specific. The transcript is spliced from 6 exons. The record is from RefSeq and is a predicted model, not a curated record. Gene Ontology annotation, biological process: regulation of transcription by RNA polymerase II. NCBI's taxonomy places the organism in Eukaryota, Metazoa, Chordata, Mammalia, Perissodactyla, Equidae.